This is a messenger RNA of Dothidotthia symphoricarpi CBS 119687, 1251 nucleotides long. RefSeq names its product SAS complex, SAS5 subunit/transcription initiation factor IID, subunit 14. Lineage: Eukaryota; Fungi; Ascomycota; Dothideomycetes; Pleosporales; Dothidotthiaceae. The transcript is spliced from 6 exons. Gene Ontology annotation, biological process: regulation of transcription by RNA polymerase II; chromatin remodeling. Gene Ontology annotation, cellular component: Swr1 complex; NuA4 histone acetyltransferase complex. Gene Ontology annotation, molecular function: histone binding. Bases 232 to 909 code for a protein of 225 amino acids. The record is from RefSeq and is a predicted model, not a curated record.
CCUAUCGUUGCAGUAGUAGCUUCAGCUUCGCGUACACACGCGUGUAGUCGUUUGUGCCAAGCUUAACUCUGCCGCCCCGCGACUGCGUAACGUUAAAGCUCGCGACCAGCCACCGCGCCGAACUUCAACCUCCGCUGCAGAAACGCGCUCACCUCUGCACCUGCCGCCUUACUGUCGCGCAUUGUCGCCCAACUAAUCUUCACAUCGGCGCACCACUCGGAAUCAGCCAAAAUGCCGGACGUCAAGCGCUGGGUCAAGAUCAUCACCCACCAGAAGGCUACCAAUGCGCCCUCAGAAGUAGAAGGCUUCCCCAUGAGAGCAUGGAGCAUAGAGAUCUGGCUUGUGGGUGGUGACGACCAAGAGGUCAUGCCUACGGUCUUCGAGAAGGCCACGUACAACCUCCAUCCGUCGUUCCCUAAGCCCAAGCAUGUCAUCAAGAAGGCACCGUUCCGCAUCGACGAGAAUGGCUGGGGAGAGUUCGACAUGCAGAUUGUGCUCUCGACCAUCGGCAAGGGCGGCGAGUUCACGCUUGGACACGACCUCAAUUUCCAGGCUGAGCGCUACGAGGCCAAGCACCAAGUGACCUUUCGAAACCCGAGGCCAGAGCUUCUCGCGUUGCUGCAAGAGUCUGGUCCCACGGACAUGAACGGCGCGCGCAACAAGGACCCCAAGCAGAAGAAGAACAGGCGGGACAAGAACGUCGACAUGGAGAAGCUCGCCGAUGGUCUGCAAAAGCUGAGCGAGGACGAUCUUCUCCAGGUCGUCACCAUGGUGCAUGACAACAAGACGAGCGAGACGUACACUAAGAACGACGUCGAGAACGGCGAGUUCCAUGUCGACCUCUACACGCUGCCCGACUCGCUGGUCAAGAUGCUGUGGGACUACACUGCCUCAAAGACCGAGUUAUAGACAUGCUUCCAUUGUCUUGCUCGCAGUCUGGCUAACAAGAGCCGUAGUCUCGAGGAUUACACGGGCAUUCGAAUGCACACGACCAUCUCGACCGCCCCGUUUCCGCCUCUGAACCGCCCAUGAACGUCGGAGCGCGCCCUACAGCAACGACGGGUGAAAAUGAGCUCUAACGCAUAUACAUGCCCCCCUCCAGCUCCCUCGGUGUUUUGGUUUUUCUCGGAGCCGUGUUUUUUCUUGUCCCGGUCGCAUGCAGUACCUGGAUAUAAAUGCAGCACUUUUUUCUCUCUCGUCUCUCGAUCGAGGCGCGCUUUCCCCCUUUCGCGCUGAGCAGUGGAGUUUGGG